Molecule: messenger RNA, 1707 nt
Organism: Penicillium maclennaniae
Lineage: Eukaryota; Fungi; Ascomycota; Eurotiomycetes; Eurotiales; Aspergillaceae
Product: ER oxidoreductin
Exons: 6
Coding region: 1-1707 (568 amino acids)
Biological process (GO): protein folding in endoplasmic reticulum
Cellular component (GO): endoplasmic reticulum; endoplasmic reticulum membrane
Molecular function (GO): thiol oxidase activity; protein-disulfide reductase activity; FAD binding
Source: RefSeq, a predicted model, not a curated record
AUGCGCUCGGCGGCGGGGCUUUUCUAUGCGGCUGUCUUCACCUUGAUGGGCAUGGCCCACGCCCAGGAUCAUGGCUCCAAAACCACUGACAUGGCCAACAAGUGCGCUAUUGAACCUACGGCUAUGGUAUCGGAUGCAUGUCUCUCAUAUGGCGCCGUCAAUAAACUCAAUGACGAGGUCUACUCUCUCCUUCAGGAAUGCCCCUUCUGGAACGACGCAAAUAGCAUGUGUGGAAACAUCGCCUGCUCUGUGAAUACUAUUGAGUCCGAGGAGGAUAUUCCGCUUAUCUGGCGAGCGGAAGAAUUGAGCAAGCUGGAGGGUCCUAAGGCCAAGCAUCCGCCUCCGAAAGUUCAAGCGGAGCGUCCCAAGGCACGUCCACUCCAGGGCAAGCUCGGGGAGGGUGUCGGCGAAAGCUGUGUCGUUGAAUACGACGACGAGUGCGACGAGCGAGAUUACUGUGUCCCUGAAGACGAGGGCUCAGCGGGUAAGGGUGACUAUGUCAGCUUGGUGGACAACCCUGAGCGAUUCACGGGAUAUCAGGGCCCUGGUGCGCACAUGGUCUGGGAUGCUAUCUACCGCGAGAACUGCUUCAUGAAGCCCAUCUCCGAGGAACUUGAGGACCAAUCUCUCAACAUGCCCAUGGGUGGACUGCAGGCUUUCUCCGACUUCCGCGACGUUAUCCAGAAGGAGGCUCGUCUGGAAGGACUGCCGUUAGACAAUGAGUGCUUGGAGAAGCGUGUCUUCCACCGACUCAUCAGCGGUAUGCACGCUUCGAUCUCUACGCACCUGUGCUGGGACUACCUCAACCAGACAACCGGCCAGUGGCAUCCCAACAUGCAGUGCUUCAAGGAGCGUCUAUAUGACCACCCAGAACGCAUCUCAAACAUGUACUUCAACUACGCUCUUGUCUCGCGCGCCGUCGCCAAGCUGCGCAAGCACCUACAGAGCUACACCUUCUGUACCAGCGACCCUGAACAGGAUCUUGAUACCAAGCAGCGGGUCAACCAGCUCGCCGACAUUCUCUCGCCACCCAAGGUCUCAAAAGAGGACUUCCGCAAUCGUUUCCGCAACGUCAGUCGUCUCAUGGACUGCGUGGGCUGUGAUAAGUGCCGCCUUUGGGGCAAGGUGCAAGUAAAUGGAUACGGAACCGCACUCAAGGUCCUGUUCGAGUACGACGAGACCAAGAACGGCGAGAAUCCACCCAUGAGACGCACCGAGCUGGUCGCCUUGAUCAAUACGCUUGGUCGUAUCUCGCACAGUCUGGCAGCCGCGCGCAGCUUCCACGAAGCCAUCGAGGCUGGUCUGGAUAGCCCGGCUCCUAUUCAGUUCCACCAGCCUGUGACAGACGAAGAAGCCGAAGCGAGGGAGAGAGAUGGAGAGAGCGCCGAGUACAUCUACGGACGUGAGAAGAUGGAGAGAUACCCAUGGGAGCGACCGCCAAGAACAGCAGAUAUGGGUGUGCUCGACGAGCUCAAGGCCGAAUUCAGUGUUGUGUGGGACACAACAAUGUAUGUCCUGAAGUCUUGGAUGGAUAUCCCGCGGACGCUCCUGGAGAUCUCUGUCUGGGAAGGUCAGCGUCUGUACUCAUACUGGCUCGGUCUGCCCGUCCCUCCUCGCCUCUGGAAACUUCAAGUGCCUGGAGCCGAGGCGAUCGGACGUGCCGAGAGGAAAAAGCAUGAGACGAACAAGUAUAGAGACGAGCUGUGA